AUGCUGCCUCUCCUGCUCAUCUGUCUCUUACCUGCCACCAAUGGGAAGAACUGUCUCCGCUGCUGGCCAGAAAUAUCUGCCUUGGUAGACUAUGACCUGCAGAUUCUCUGGGGCACCCCAGGGCCCCCUGUAGAAGUCUCCCAAAGCAUCCACUCCCUAUUCCUGGAGGAUAACGCUUUGUUCAAACUCUCAUGUCUUGAUCGUGACCACGUGGACCAAGAAAUAGCCAAAUUCUUCACUCAAGUACACAGAGCCAUUAAAAAGUUACAGAAUGAUAAACCAGUACUUCUAGAGGAGAUUCAGAUACGCAAGAUGUUCUUUAUCGAGAAGCUGAACAAAAUAUCCCAGGGGCUGAAGGAGAAGGACAUACACUUCACACUGGAGGUCACCAACUGUGCCAACUGCAAGACUCGCCCCCUCUCCUGCUGGGACCCCACUCUCUGCCUAGUCAGGACCCAGAGGCCCUACACAUGGGCUGUGACCCACUGCAGUGUUCUGCUCCUGGCCCUGGCUGGAGGAGGAUGUUACUUUUUCUGA
This is a messenger RNA of Nycticebus coucang (slow loris), 537 nucleotides long. It is a transcript of the gene TEX51, whose product is annotated as testis expressed 51. The record is from RefSeq and is a predicted model, not a curated record. NCBI's taxonomy places the organism in Eukaryota, Metazoa, Chordata, Mammalia, Primates, Lorisidae. The coding region runs from base 1 to 537 and encodes 178 amino acids. The transcript has 6 exons.